AUGGGGAAAGGGCGAAACAAGAAUAAAGAAAAAGAGACAUAUUCAGGACCCUCACGCAGGGGAAGAGAUAUUGCACCAUUUUUCAAUGCAAGUUAUUCCAAUUCACAUUCUUUCCAUAUGCAUGUUCUUUGUGGCCGUUCAGGUGGAGAAGAUAGCGAAAGUGAAGAGUCGGUUGCGUCGCAUAUGACUGUCGAUGAUGAUAUGAGGAGUGUACAAGGGGAGGAUAUGGAUGACAUUGACGCUCCUAACUUGCUCGAUGCUCUGGCCGAACACGUGGAGAACGCCAGUCAUAAAAAUAUUUCAAUACGAAUGGCUGCACUGAGACAUAUUCAGCUGGCAAUGUGCUCUCAGUAUGUCCCGGAUUUUGUAACAAAGUGGAGAAUGACACUUAUUGAACUCAUAACGAAGAAUCUGAAGAAGACCGAUGAAGAGAUAGCUGUUUCGGCAGUACUUCUUGCUCUUGCUUCACUACAAUUAGGUGAGCAAAUUGGUUCUGAUGUGGAGGAACCGCUGACAAUUCUUCGCACUCUCGUCACAGACCCAGCCAGACCAGAGCAGUUGCGAGCACUAUGCGCUUUGUCUAUAGCUGUGACCAGUCACGUUGCUUCUGUGAGUGACGAGUCCAUAUCUGCAAGCAUAAAGGCAUUACGCUCAACGUGGGCAGGCAUAAAAGUGACUGCACAAGGCACCCGACUUUUCACUACCGCUCUACCAAGCUGGACAUUACUACUGCAGGACACUGAUGCGUCGACGCUCAAUUCUGCUUUUGGUGAGUUCGCAAAACUAACCGCCUUUCUGGAAGCCGAUCAACUCGACAUUCGUAUCGCUACCGGAGAAGCACUAGCUUUUCUUUAUGAGCUUGGGGCAGAAACUCGUCCAGGAUUCCGUCUGCCAAACCACCAGCAAAUCGUUGAGUUGUUGCAUGCUCUUUGCAGUGACGGAUCAAAGGGGAAAGCAAAAAAAGACAAACGUGCUCAACGGUUCACUUUUAGGCAAAUAUAUUCGAGCAUCGUUGACAAAGAUACGCCAUCGAUAACGAUCAAGUUCAACCGCGAAUCGUUGGUGCUGGAUUCUUGUGCCUCUAAAUUACUAUACGACAUCUGUUGUGAGCUUCUCCAUGGUGGGAUGGUACGGCAGUUGCAGAGCAACGAGUUGUUGCGUGAGCUCUUUGAUUUAGGACCUGUUCAGGAAGUGAACCCACACGAGAAAAUUAACAAGUUUGCAAAGAUGGCCGCACAUGACGCAGCAUCCAAGUAUAGAAAUCAAAUUCGUGGAAAGCAGAGGGAUAAACGUAAUGUCGUUUUCUAG
Ostertagia ostertagi is the source of this 1308-nucleotide messenger RNA. Lineage: Eukaryota; Metazoa; Nematoda; Chromadorea; Rhabditida; Trichostrongylidae. The record is from the annotation of a GenBank genome assembly.